Molecule: messenger RNA, 916 nt
Organism: Hydra vulgaris (swiftwater hydra)
Lineage: Eukaryota; Metazoa; Cnidaria; Hydrozoa; Anthoathecata; Hydridae
Product: probable Bax inhibitor 1
Biological process (GO): negative regulation of endoribonuclease activity; negative regulation of RNA splicing; negative regulation of apoptotic signaling pathway
Cellular component (GO): mitochondrial membrane
Molecular function (GO): enzyme binding
Source: RefSeq, a predicted model, not a curated record
AACUAAAUUUAUUAUUCUUGGUCAGCGGAAAUACAAAAUAUAUUAUUUACCGAGAUUUAUAAAAAUAAAGCAAUUUGCCUGAAUAGCGAAAAAAAAAAUGGACGCACUUUUUGGCCAAAGACCUAUUUCAUUGAAAGCAUUAACUGACUUUUCUAAUCUUGAUAGCCACGCAAAGAAGCAUUUAAAAAAUGUUUAUGCUUGUCUUACUCUUUCAACAAUAGUGGCUGGUGUUGGAGCGUUUGUUGAUAUUUACACUAAUUUUCUGGCAAGUGUCAGUGGUCUAGUGUCACUGUUUGGAUCGAUUGGUUUUUUGCUAGCAGUAGCAUGGACUGAAAAUAAACCAAAAAACCAGUUACAAAGACUUGGCUACUUGAUGGGAUUUUCGUUUUGUGUAGGAUUAUCUCUUGGUCCGUUGAUUGGACAUGUUAUCAAAAUCAAUCCGACAAUUGUGGCGACUGCUCUUUUUUCAACAUCUUUGAUUUUUUUGUGUUUUUCACUGAGUGCAUUAUGGGCAGAGCAGCGAAGCUAUCUUUAUUUGGGAGGUACUCUACUGUCUGCAUUGUCAUUGAUGUGUCUGUUGUCUUUUAUAAACAUUUUCUUUAAAUCAGAAAUGAUUUAUCAAUUUCAUCUGUAUGGUGGCUUGCUUUUGUUCUGUGCUUUCAUUUUGUAUGACACUCAACUCAUUGUUGAAAAACGAAGAAUGGGAGACACUGACUUUAUCUGGCAUUCCGUUGAUUUAUUUUUGGAUUUUGUAAACAUUUUCCGAAGACUGUUGAUCAUCUUGGGAAAUAAGGAAGAAAAAAAGAAAAACAAACGAUCCGAGUAAAUUCAAGUUUUUUCGCAUGCACAGCAAAUUUUUAUCUUACGAAUUUUUUCCGAUGUAAAUCUUUUGUUUUAUUUUAAUUGCAUUAUUUGA